AACAAAGACCGGGAGAUAAUCGGGACGCCAGACUCGGCGUACAAAACGAUGGAAUGGAAGGAGGUGAGGGAGAUAGUUCGUACGACCUCCCCGCAUGACCCAAUCAUAUGAAGAGCAUGGAAUUGAUGAAAAGUACUCAGGCACCGACCGCGUAGACAGAUUCCAGCGAAAACCUAGCGAGCUGCGGCGGUAUCGCGAGUUUACAUAUCGUCUUGAGAAAGAGUAUGGGGGGAUUAUGGAGUUUAUUGUUAAUGAGAGGUUGAAGUGGAAGAGUAUGGAACCGAAAGGCCGGCCAUUUGAGUUCGAUGAAGAUGUCAAGAUUCUAUACAAUGACUGGCCCUACGGAAUCGACCCUGCCAUCAUCCACCUCGUCGUCUGGACUAAAUUCGAACUCGAAGACGACCCGGAGACCGGUGUGUCGACGCCAGAAUCACGCAAGCAGAUCGACGAGUAUGUGACGAGGGUGUUUGGGGGGAGAGAAGGCGAUGUUGUGUGGUUCAAGAACUGGAAGAGUUUGAAGAGUGUGCAUGCAGUCGAGCAUUUUCAUGUGAUGCUGUACAAACCGGACGCAGAGUUUGUGAGGGAGAUUACGAACAGUGAUGUGCCGAUGACGGAGACGUUUGACGGAGGGUUUUGAUUUUACAUUACCGUUGAGGAGUCUGGUUGUGCAGGGUCUUGGUUUGUCGAAGUACCAGGAACC
This is a messenger RNA of Dothidotthia symphoricarpi CBS 119687, 700 nucleotides long. RefSeq lists its product as uncharacterized. The transcript has 2 exons. Gene Ontology annotation, cellular component: cytoplasm. The record is from RefSeq and is a predicted model, not a curated record. Gene Ontology annotation, biological process: N-acetylglucosamine metabolic process. Bases 275 to 637 code for a protein of 120 amino acids. Lineage: Eukaryota; Fungi; Ascomycota; Dothideomycetes; Pleosporales; Dothidotthiaceae.